Molecule: messenger RNA, 1005 nt
Organism: Momordica charantia (bitter melon)
Lineage: Eukaryota; Viridiplantae; Streptophyta; Magnoliopsida; Cucurbitales; Cucurbitaceae
Product: glucan endo-1,3-beta-glucosidase-like
Biological process (GO): carbohydrate metabolic process
Molecular function (GO): hydrolase activity, hydrolyzing O-glycosyl compounds
Source: RefSeq, a predicted model, not a curated record
AUGGCGACCGCCCUUCUUCUCUCCCAUCAACUUCCUCUCAUCUGUGGCUUGGGCGGCAUUGGAGUGAACUACGGGCUCAACGGCAAUAAUCUCCCGCAAGCAAACGAUGUGAUAAACCUGUACGGACGAUGCGGCAUAGAUAUCGUGCGGAUAUUUGAGCCAAACCACUACGUUUUGGAUGCGUUGCGCGGCAAACCAAAUGUCUUGUGGCUCGGAACCAGAAAUGAAGACAUACAGAGCUUCGCUGCGGACCAAUUGGCUGCCAAUGCUUGGGUUAACUCUCACGUGGUUCCUUAUUAUGCCGACGUCAAUAUUGCUUACAUCACCGUCGGUAAUGAAGUCAUUCCCGGGGACGCAGCGGCACCCUUCGUUGCUAAUGCCAUCAGAAACAUUAUGCAGGCGCUCGUUGUCACCGGCGUCAAACGAGACAUAAAGGUAACAACGGUGGUCCACAUGAGUGUCAUUGGAGUUUCGUAUCCCCCAUCGACUGGAGCAUUCACCGAUGCUGCUGCAGGACCUUUGAGCGAAAUCGCAAAGGUGGUGGGCUCUAGCGGUGCACCAUUAUUGUUGAAUGUAUACCCAUAUUUCGCGUACGCGUCGAACCCACAACAAAUCCCACUAAAUUACGCCCUGUUCACUUCCACGACGCCGGUAGUGGUGGAUGGAAAUUUGAACUACUACAAUCUAUUUGAUGCCAUGGUGGAUUCUUUCUAUGCGGCGCUGGAGAAGAUUGGCGCUGUUGAUGUGAGACUGGAGAUUUCGGAGACUGGGUGGCCCACAAAAGGAAACCAACCAUUUACUAGUAUUGAUAAUGCAGUGACGUAUAACAAAAAUUUCAUGAACCAUGUAGCGAGUGGUGCAGGAACUCCAAAGAGGCCAAAGGUGAAGUAUAAUGGGAUCUUGUUUGAAAUGUUCAACGAAGAUCUUAAGUUGGCUGGAGUUGAACAGAAUUUUGGAUUCUUUUAUCCCAAUAUGCAGCCAGUUUAUCCAUUUUGGAAUUGCUAA